Lachancea lanzarotensis is the source of this 2115-nucleotide messenger RNA. RefSeq names its product LALA0S05e00892g1_1 (gene GLC3). Gene Ontology annotation, molecular function: 1,4-alpha-glucan branching enzyme activity; cation binding; hydrolase activity, hydrolyzing O-glycosyl compounds. The transcript has a single exon. The coding region runs from base 1 to 2115 and encodes 704 amino acids. Gene Ontology annotation, cellular component: cytoplasm. NCBI's taxonomy places the organism in Eukaryota, Fungi, Ascomycota, Saccharomycetes, Saccharomycetales, Saccharomycetaceae. The record is from RefSeq and is a predicted model, not a curated record. Gene Ontology annotation, biological process: glycogen biosynthetic process.
AUGGGAAAUAUACCUGAAAAUGUUAAGGGAGCGGUAGACGUGGAUCCCUGGUUAGAACCGUUUGCAGAGGUGCUUUCUGAAAGAAGAUAUCUGGCCGAUCGUUGGUCGCAUGAUAUCAGACACAGUACAAACGAUAACACGCCGCAAUCGCUGGCCGAUUUUGCAAGAACAUCGUACAAAAAUUACGGAUUGCACGCAGACCCGGUGACCAAAAAAAUUACAUAUCGGGAAUGGGCGCCCAACGCCGUUCAAGCGUUUCUGGUGGGUGAUUUCAACAACUGGUCGACCCACUCGCACGAGUUGCAAAAGGACCAGUAUGGGGUUUUUUCCACAACGAUUCCCGCGUCCAAUUCUGGCGAUUAUGCCAUACCUCAUGAUUCCAAGUUAAAGGUACUGUUUGUGCUUCCAGAUGGCUCCCACGCAUACCGUCUUCCCGCUUAUAUCACCAGGGCUACUCAACCGGAUAAAGAAACCGCUAGGCAGUUUGGUCCCAGCUAUGAGGCCCGUUUUUGGAACCCAUCAGUCCAAUACGAAUUCAAGAAUAAAAGACCCUCUUUUGAAAGAAAAACAGGUUCGUUAAGGAUUUACGAAGCCCAUGUCGGUAUUUCAUCCCCAGAACCCAAAGUCGCCUCCUACAAAGAAUUCACACAUAACGUUUUACCGAGAAUUCGCGACCUUGGUUAUGAUGCCAUUCAAUUGAUGGCAAUCAUGGAACACGCUUAUUACGCUUCGUUUGGCUAUCAAGUGACCAAUUUCUUCGCCAUCAGUUCUCGGUACGGUACGCCAGAAGAUUUGAAAGAGCUCAUUGAUACGGCUCACGGGAUGGGCUUGUUGGUGCUCUUGGACGUGGUCCACAGUCAUGCAUCCAAAAACGUGGACGAUGGUCUAAACAAGUUUGAUGGUAGUGACCAUCAAUAUUUCCAUUCACUACAAUCCGGGCGUGGUGAGCAUCCAUUAUGGGAUUCUCGUUUGUUCAACUAUGGUUCCUUUGAAGUACUAAGGUUUUUGCUAAGCAAUCUAGCCUUCUACAUCGACGUUUAUCAGUUUGACGGUUUCAGGUUUGAUGGCGUCACUUCGAUGCUGUACAAUCACCAUGGAGUCGGUGCAGGCGGCGCCUUCAGUGGUGAUUACAGCGAGUACGUGUCCCGUGAAAGAUCCGACGUUGACCAUGAAGCUCUUGCUUAUCUAAUGCUGGCCAAUGAUUUGGUCCAUGAAAUUUUGCCUGACAGUGGGAUUACAAUAGCCGAAGAUGUUUCUGGGUACCCCACUCUCUGCUUGGGUCGUCAUCUUGGCGGCACAGGUUUUGACUACAGACUCGCCAUGGCAUUACCUGACAUGUGGAUCAAACUACUAAAAGAGAAAAGCGACGACGCUUGGAACAUGGGCAAUAUUGUGCACAAUUUAACCAACAGACGUUAUGGUGAAAAGGUGGUUGCUUACGCGGAGUCUCAUGAUCAAGCCCUAGUUGGUGACAAAACUCUAGCCUUCUGGCUCAUGGACGCAGCUAUGUAUACGGACAUGACUGUUACGAAGCCUCUCACUCCUAUUGUCGAUCGCGGUAUAGCAUUGCACAAACUGAUCCGGCUCGUUACCCACUCCCUCGGUGGGGAAGCAUACUUAAACUUUGAAGGCAACGAAUUUGGCCAUCCGGAAUGGCUAGACUUUCCUAACAAGAACAAUAAUGAUAGUUACCACUACGCUCGUCGUCAAUUCAAUCUUAUCGAAGACAACUUGUUGCGGUACCAGCACUUGUACAACUUUGAUAAAGCCCUUCAGCAUACCGAGCGUCACUACAAAUGGCUCAAUACUUCUCAAGCCUAUGUUUCUUUGAAGCACGAAGUGGAUAAGGUCAUUGCUUUUGAGCGUAAUGGACUUUUGUUUAUCUUCAAUUUCCACCCAACUGAGAGUUAUGCCGAUUACAGAAUUGGAGUGGAAGCUCCGGGUCGGUACAAGAUCAUUUUGAACACCGAUCGUGGAGAGUUUGGAGGUCACGAUCGCAUCGACGAAGCGGCUUCGGAGUUUUUCACAACAGAUUUGCGUUGGAAUGAGCGCAGCAACUACAUCCAAGUUUACAUUCCUACCAGAUCAGCGUUGGUGUUGUCGCUCGCUUCCUGA